AUGUCUACUCCAUCGUAUUUAGUCUUUAUCGGACUUAUCCAUUUUGAGAAGAAGGAUUAAGAGAGAAAAAUAUUAAAGAAGGUAAGCUUAGCUUAAGUAGAUGAUAAUGACAUAAUGGAGUAUUUGAGAAAUGAAUAGGAAUACGAGAGAAAGAGGAACAAAGCUCAAUCUCCCUUUUUGCAUAGAUUAGAGUAAAGUCCUGAGUAUAUAUUGGUAUUGUAGCCAUCAGCAAUGAAUCAAGCGAGUUAAACAUUAAGAGGACUAGAGGAUCACAUAUCGUUGCACUUGCUUACUGAAUUGCCUGAAGAGGAAUGGAAAUAGAGAGCAAUAAAAAUACUGUUGACUUGGAAUCUGUCAGAAAGGAAGGAAUUAGAGGAAUUUGUCAAAGGCAGUGAGCAAGUUGAGAAACACUUUAUGGAAUUUGGAGUUUUCUUUUUAGUAUCUGCGGUUAUUGGAUAUGUGAUGAUAUUGGUGAUGAAACAUAUGAUUUGA
This is a messenger RNA of Paramecium octaurelia, 492 nucleotides long. NCBI's taxonomy places the organism in Eukaryota, Ciliophora, Oligohymenophorea, Peniculida, Parameciidae. The record is from the annotation of a GenBank genome assembly.